Messenger RNA from Tachysurus vachellii, 2298 nucleotides. RefSeq names its product interleukin 11a (gene il11a). NCBI's taxonomy places the organism in Eukaryota, Metazoa, Chordata, Actinopteri, Siluriformes, Bagridae. The record is from RefSeq and is a predicted model, not a curated record. Gene Ontology annotation, molecular function: growth factor activity; cytokine activity. The transcript has 5 exons. Gene Ontology annotation, biological process: positive regulation of cell population proliferation; positive regulation of MAPK cascade. Gene Ontology annotation, cellular component: cytoplasm. Bases 438 to 1028 code for a protein of 196 amino acids.
ACAUUUCACUGCGCGAAAAAUCACUUACACCACACACACACACACACACUCGCAUCCCUCUCUCUCUCUCUCCCUCUGUCUGUCUGUCUUCAUACCUCUCUCUCUUUUUUACCCUCUCCAUCCUUCCUUGUGUUCGCGUGUCUGUUCCAGCCUGGUGUGUUCUGAAGGGAGGAAUUGGACACUUCUGCACCCACUCAGGACCCGUUCAAUUCCAUCCUCUCUCUCUCUCUCUCUCUCUCUCUCCCUCUCUCUCUCUCUCCCUCUCUCUCCUCCUGCCUGACACGAGCCGCCGAUCGGACACUAAAGAAGAAGAAGAAGUUCGGAGCACGUGACAAAGAGCCGGAACGCUCAUAUUUAUUUAUUUAUUUAUUUAUUGAAUCUGUCUUACUAUUUAUUUGCAAACUAUUUAUUAGCUUACUUCAAGGAUCUACACAAACAUGAAAUUGCUGCUCGACUCCUCCUCCUCGCUGCUCUUCUCCGUCCUAUUGGCUCAGCUGCCGUUGUUUACGUCGGCGCUUCCCGCCCACCCGCGACGUCCCCACGCGGAUUUUGACAAGCUGACCAACCAGACGAGGCAUCUGCAGAAGAUGACCCACGACCUGAUCAAUGACCACAAGGGUGAACCGGUGAGCGACCACCACAAGUUCAAGUCUCUUCCAGCCAUCAACAGCAGAGCCAAUGACCUCAGCAACCUGGAGUUAAAGCCUACACUUUCUCAGCUCCAUGCUGACUUCAGGGCUUUUGAGCACCAUUUCGAGUGGCUAAACAAGUUGAACCAAAAGCACCAUCACUCCUCAGCAUCAAAGCUCGGAGAAAUGAUCUCACACAUUCGGAAUCUCAUCAACCUGCUACAUCGCCAGAUGCUUCAUGUGGACGCCCCUCGGAUCGCCGUACCUUCUCCCUCCCUCCCUCCACAAGCCUCUCAAUGGGAGAUGAAUCAAUCUUCACAGGUGCUUCUUCAGAGGUUCAGGCUUUUCUGUGAUUGGGCAGCACGUGCUUUACUCAGCCUCAAGUCCAAAACACAAUGAGGACUGCCAUUUCAACCCUGCAGCCAAUCACCGCCCAGAAUUUGUGAAUGGCGCCUUCUUCAGCCUUUCCUCUGUCUCUGCCUCUAUGAACUACCGGUUUGGUGCAUAUCCGAGCUGAUCCAAAUGGCAGCAGUGUUGUCUAUCUGAUCUGAUCUGAUUAGUAGUCAUCGGCACAUCGAAGCCACAGCGCGAACGUGAGAACUCCACCUGUCAGUUACAGCUGGGAGUGUUUGGACUUCAGCGUGCAUCACUGCCAACAGCCUGCUUUUCAUCUCUCACUGACAUAAAUUCAUCUAAAUUUCACUUUCUUAUCUCAUUUUUUUUAAUUCAAACUAUUCAUUAUUUAUGUAUUUAUUUAUUUAUUGAGCAGUUAUUUAGUUAUUUAUUUGGUGUCGUUAUUUAUUUGACUCUUUGAGUAAAAAAAAAAAAGUCAUUUUCUUUACAGUUAUGUUUAAGUUUAAGCGUAAAAUGUACUUCCUGUUUCUCUCUUUCCUAUAUUAUUGUCUUCUAACCAUUCUUUUUAAAACAUCUGUUGAUAUGCCUCUUAUUUAACAAAGUGUAUUCUCCUCAUGUCUCUUUUCUUUUAAUUCAGGAGUCAUGGGUUCAUGAUUGUUACCUAGAUUGUUUUGCCACUAGAUGUAGCAAUAUUGCUGGAUUUGUAAGGUGUCUUAGUUUAAGAUGAUAAAUUAGCAAAUGGCAGGAAAAAAAGUGUCACAAUGCACCGACCUACACCAUAGCUGCCUUUUUUUAAAUCAUUUUUUGUCUCCUUCUUUGCACAGUAUAUUUGGGUUUGUGUUUUGGAUCUUCUGAUUCAGAUGAUGUGCUUCGACGGCUAAUCAAUUUUAAAUGAAAGGAAAAAAAGACAAACAACCCAAGCCUUAAAAUACUAUGUAUUGUGAUAUUGUGACUGUUUGGUAAUGUACAAGUGUACAUACAUCAUCCUGAAUGUAAAUUGUUAUGUACAGCGCAAAUGUGUCUAUAUUAUAUUAUAGUUUUCUAUGAUAUAAGGCCCCUUGCUCUAGCAGUUGUAUCGCAAUAUCAAAAAUUAUUCUGUUUUGAUUAUUUUUUAGUACUUUGAUAUACUAUUUAUUAUGUUUUCAUGUUAUUUAUUUUCACUGAAGAGAAGCAAGCCUUCUGUAAUUUUUAUACUUUUAUACUACUUAUAAUCAGGCUUUAUCAUUGCUGUUAAAAUUUUAAUGUUCAACUCACGUGCUGUAAGUGGCAUUGCUGUUUGAAAAAAGGUGUCAAGAGUGUGGCUGAUACAAUAAAG